AUCUUACAAUUGUAUUUGAAUUAAAGUAUAAGAUGACGUCAGUGCCGCCAGUAAAGACCAAAGCGACGAAUGAGGUACAAAAUUUGAAUGAAAAGUAUGGAGAAAAGUCAGAUAAAAGAUUAACAGUACUUGAAACACAUGGUUAUGCUAUUGGAAACGUAAUUGGCGUGGGUUCUUAUGCGACAGUCAAAGUUGCAAUAUCGGAACGACAUAAUAGUCAGGUAGCGAUAAAAAUAAUUUCGAAGUUUCAAGCACCAAGUGAUUAUUUAAAAAAAUUUUUACCUCGUGAAAUUGAGGUUGUUAAGGGAUUAAAACAUCCAAAUUUAAUUCGCUUUUUACAAGCUAUCGAAACGACACAUCGGGUAUAUAUAAUUAUGGAGUAUGCACAGAAUGGUAGCUUACUUGACAUUAUAAGACGCGAUACUUACAUCGACGAAGGUCGCAGUCGUAGAUGGUUUCGUCAACUUCUUGAUGCCGUUGAUUAUUGUCAUGAAAGGGGUGUAGUUCAUAGGGAUAUAAAAUGUGAGAAUUUAUUAAUGGAUAAUAAUUUGAAUAUUAAAUUAUCUGAUUUUGGUUUUGCACGUGGUCAUAUGAAACCAAAAAAUGGAACAUUACCUCUUAGCGAAACUUUUUGCGGUAGUUACGCAUAUGCAUCACCGGAAAUAUUAAAAGGUAUACCUUAUCGACCACAAUUAUCAGAUAUAUGGUCUAUGGGCGUAGUACUUUUUGCCAUGGUUUAUGGACGACUUCCUUUUGACGAUACAAAAUAUACUCUCCUUUUAAAGCAAGUACAAAACAAGAUUACAUUUCCUAAAGAACCAGAUGUAUCUGAAGCUUGUCAAUCCCUCAUUAGUCGUAUACUUGUAGCACAACGCCAUCGUUUACUUAUUAAUAACAUUAGAAAAGACAUAUGGUUAACUAUGGCCAGUGUAGCUAUGCAAACAUCUGCUAUAAAUGAAAAUGAUUCAUCAAUGGCAAUUGAACGAACAGAGUCUAAAGAAAAUCAUAUAGAACAUAUGAAAACUAAGGACGAUAAAGAUUUACUUAAAAUCCAAGACGCGAAAAAUACCAAGAAUAUUAAUACUAAUACUUCUAAAUAUGAUGUCAAUAUUCAAUUGCAAAAUGCUUUAAUGAAUAAUUGUUAUGAUCAAGGACAAAAUCGAAACUAGUAUUUUGUAUAAUAAAGUUAUUUUUACAUACUGAAAAAA
Messenger RNA from Vespa crabro (European hornet), 1208 nucleotides. RefSeq names its product testis-specific serine/threonine-protein kinase 3-like. Gene Ontology annotation, cellular component: cytoplasm. Gene Ontology annotation, molecular function: tau-protein kinase activity; ATP binding; protein serine/threonine kinase activity. Gene Ontology annotation, biological process: protein phosphorylation; intracellular signal transduction; microtubule cytoskeleton organization. The transcript is spliced from 6 exons. Bases 33 to 1169 code for a protein of 378 amino acids. The record is from RefSeq and is a predicted model, not a curated record. NCBI's taxonomy places the organism in Eukaryota, Metazoa, Arthropoda, Insecta, Hymenoptera, Vespidae.